CGCUGGGGCCGCGAUCCGCGCGCCGCCUCGCGCGCUCCUCUCCCUCCCUCUCCCUCCCUCUCCCUCCCCUCUCUCCCUCUCUCCCUCUCUCUCUCUCUCUCUCUCUCUCUCUCUCUCUCUCCCUCUCCCUCUCUCUCCCUCUCUCUCCCCCCCUCUCUCUCUCCCCCUCUCCCCACUUCCCCUCUCCCCCUCUCUCGCCUCUCCGCGCCUCUGGCUCUCCGCCUGGCUCCCUCGGCCGCGGCCCAUGGAGCCCGCCGGCCCGGCCCCCGGCCGCCUCGGGCCGCUGCUCUGCCUCCUGUUCGCCGCGUCCUGCGCCUGGACAGGUGUGGCCGGUGAGGCAGAGCUGCAGGUGAUCCAGCCUGAGAAGUCAGUGUCUGUCGCGGCUGGAGAGACCGCCACUCUGCACUGCACCCUGACCUCCCUGAUCCCCGUUGGGAAGGUUGAGUGGUUCAGGGGGACAGGGCCAGGCCGGGAGUUGAUCUUCCAUUUCAAAGGAGGCCACUUCCCCCGAGUAACAAAUGUUUCAGACUCUACAAAGAGGAACAACAUGGAUUUUUCCAUCCGCAUCAGUAACAUCACCCCAGCAGACACGGGAACCUACUACUGUGUGAAGUUCCAGAAAGGAAACCCCGAUGUGGAGUUGAAGUCUGGACCAGGCACCCUGGUCACUGUGAGCGCCAAACCCUCUCCCCCCAUGGUGUCCGGCCCCACGGCCAGGGCCACGCCUCAGCAGACAGUGAACUUCACCUGCAAGUCGCAUGGCUUCUCCCCCAGAAACAUCACCCUGAGAUGGUUCAAAAACGGGAAUGAACUGACAGCCUCUCAGACCACUGUGUACCCAGAGGAAGACAACGCUUCCUACAGCAUCUCUAGCACAACCAAGCUGGUGCUGGCCCCGGGGGACGUUCGCUCCCAGGUCAUCUGCGAGGUGGCCCACGUGACCCUGAAGGGGGGCCCUCCUCUUCGUGGGACUGCCAACUUGUCUGAGACCCUUCGAGUUCCGCCCACCUUGGAGGUUUCCCAGCACCCCAUGGCAGGGGACCAGGUGAAUGUCACUUGCCAAGUGAAGAAGUUCUACCCUCAGCGCCUACAGCUGACCUGGUUGGAGAAUGGAAACGUGUCCCGAACAGAAACUCCCUCAGUGGCCUCCAACCUCCUAGAGAACAAGGAUGGGACCUUUAACUGGACGAGCUGGCUCCUGGUGAAUUCAUCCACCCACAGGGAAGAUGUGGUGUUCACCUGCCAGGUGCAGCAUGACGGGCAGCCUGCAGUCACCAAAAACCAUACCCUUGUGGCCUCUGCCCGCCAGAAGGACCAGGAAACACUUAAACCCCAGGACGAUAAUGACAGCCGGAGUAUCUUCAUUGUGGUGGGCGUGGUUUGUGCCUUGCUGGUGGCUCUGCUGAUCGCAGCCCUCUACCUCCUCCGAAUCCGACAGAAGAAAGCCAAGGGCUCCACUUCUUCUACAAGGUUGCAUGAGCCCGAGAAGAACACCAGAGAAAUAACCCAGGUACAGUCCUUGAUCCAGGACAACAAUGACAUCACGUAUGCAGACUUGAACCUGCCCAAGGGGAAGAAGUCUGCCCCCCGGGCCGCCGAGCCCAACAACCACACAGAGUAUGCCAGCAUUCAGACUGGCCCGCCGCCCGCGCCCGAGGACACCCUCACCUACGCCGACCUGGACAUGGUCCACCUCAACCGGGCUCCCAAGCAGACGGCCCCCAAGCCCGAGCCAUCCUACUCGGAGUACGCCAGCGUCCAGGUCCAGAGGAAGUGAAUAGGACCAUGGUCGUCUCUAGGGUCUGUCCUCAUGAGCCUUCCUGUCCCAUGUGGGACAGCCGUGAUGGGGACAGCCAGCCCAGUUCCCAGAGGGCCGGGAUGGUGCAGGCCCUGGGACCCCAGGAUGAGGCUGGCUCUUGUUUCCCCGACCCGCCUGGCUCUCCAGCAUUUCCAGGGCAGCCACAGUCCCCCCACAUGGCCACACAUGGAGGCCAAUGUUGCCAGACCCGCCGGGGGACCGACCUGGGAACUGGCCAGAGCUGCUGGGGGUCCGGGAAUCCUCAUGCCUGUCUCCAUCAACAUGUGGGUCUUGGUCAUGGUCUUGGAGAACCUGACCUCGCCCUUAAUGCUCUGCAGCCUGAUCUUCCGGGAUGAGGAGGGAGAGAACCCCACCUCCUUUCACUACCACCCAACUGAGGCUUGGGGAAAAUUUUCCCUGUAGAUCGAACUGCCCCAUCCAUGGAGAAGCUGGAAAAAAAAAAUUUAAAUUUAAAAAAAAACCUCUGGGACCCGCAUCCCAAGACUUGGUGAGAUUGCUGCCAAUAGUCCUAGCCUCCCCAUCCCUGGACUACUGAGGCACAAGCCCUGGGGGAGGGGAGGAUCCUCCAAGGAACUCCCACACAACCACCACCACCACCACCAAGGACUGAGUAACAAAGCCCUUCUCCUCCUGGUGGCCCUCCGAGACUCCUUGAGGACCCAUCAUCCCAACCGUGACGCUCCACGUGGCCCCUCCUCUCCUUUCUAGACCUGAGCUUGCUUCCUCCAGCUCGCACUAACUCAGCAACAUCUCGCUGUGGACGCCUGUAAAUUAUUGAGAAAUGUGAAAUGUGCAAUCUUGAAACUGAGGUGUUAGAAAAUUUGAUCUGUGGUGUUUUGUUUUGUUUUGUUUUUUUUCUUAAAAUGACAGCAACGUUAUCUUGGCUCUUUGUCAUGUGUUGAAGUACCUGGUUGGGUCUUGUGCGGUCUAAGGUUUACCAGUUGAUUGUCCUGGAGGGAUCUUCUUACAGCAGAAACCAAGUCCCUCCCCGUCCCAGACCCUGAGGAUGGGGCAGGAAGGUCGUGGUGUGGCUGCUCCAUGGAGGUGCUUAGCCUUCUUUCUCCAGGACAAAACUGGCCAUGUCCUCAGCUGAGCCACGUGGCUGAAACUGCUGCCUUCCGUGCCCCCAGUGUGCUAAGUCCAAGCCUGCCCACUACUUCUCCAGGCUGCAUCCUUCACAGGGCAGUCUUGUCGAACACUGAGGCCUCAGUCUUCUCAUCCAGAAAGAGGAGAAAGAUGCCCCCAUCCCACCCCACCCCCGCUCCCUGCCAUCUCACAAGUGCUGGAUGCCGUGCAGGGGAGGGAAGCUCUGCCUGGCUGUUGUUCCCACCCUUUAGUGACUGCUCCCAUUCCAGCUCACUGAGCUGAUCCCUGUAGGAGGAAUCUUCUGUUUCUGCUCUCAUAUCCUUUCGAGAUCAAACUGGAAUAAAUCCAAGACAGGCAGGAGGUUGGGCAGAUGCUGCGACCUCUUACCCCUGACGCCCACCCUUCCAAUGGGGUGAAGGGGGCCUGGCUGGUCCCAGGGCCAGCAUGUGUUGCACGCCCUGUUUAUUCAGUCUUCACGUAUCACCGACCUACUGUUGGAGCUGAGAGGUUCAUAUUCUCUGCCCCCUGGGUCCUGCCAUUUGAUGCCCCAGGGACUCCAGGCCAUCAGAGCGAGAGGCUGAGCCAUCUUGUCCAUCAGCAGGUCCUACGCAUGGAACACCGGGAGCUCUACUCAGACCCAGUUCUCUGGGGACGGCGAUUUGGCGUUUUACAUGAUGGCAUCCAGGAAUUGGCUGAGCCAACAGGCCAUGUGGGCAGCUUUGGCCCAGUGAGCCAGAGUUUCUCUGUGGCAUCUGGGAGCACAGUGGUGCAGCCACCUGGCUCAAGCUAUUUCCAAAUUCCAAAAGGAUGGCUUGUAAACCUUAGUCUCCCUCUCUUCUGCCCAGAGAAGGCACAUGUGCUUGAGCGUGCACACGUGUGCACACAUGCACACAUGCACACACACACACACACACACACACACAAAUGGAAUUUUAAGAGAAUGUUUUCUUGGUGCCAUUUUAAUUUAAUUUUAUUUUGAAUUUUGGAAGGGGAGUAAGGGAAUGAGGCCAAGGAAGUUGUGCAGCUUUUAGCUCCGGCCUGGCAGCCUGGAGAUUCCCAUACCUUGUGUAUCGAACCCCAGGAAAAGGAAGAGGUCGAAACAACACUGCGGAAGGAGCGUGGUUUCGGGAGUUUAUUUUAAGACUGCUAGGAAGGAAACAGGCCCCAUUUUGUAUAUAGUUGCAACUUAAACUUUUUGGCUUGCAAAAUAUUUUUGUAAUAAAGAUUUCUGGGUAACAACAA
Messenger RNA from Nyctereutes procyonoides (raccoon dog), 4147 nucleotides. Its product is annotated as tyrosine-protein phosphatase non-receptor type substrate 1-like. Gene Ontology annotation, cellular component: plasma membrane. The transcript has 9 exons. Lineage: Eukaryota; Metazoa; Chordata; Mammalia; Carnivora; Canidae. Bases 245 to 1777 code for a protein of 510 amino acids. Gene Ontology annotation, biological process: positive regulation of T cell activation; positive regulation of phagocytosis. The record is from RefSeq and is a predicted model, not a curated record.